AUGGCGUUGCCUAAGUUCGACUUUGGCCCUCAGGCGCCACUCACCCCACAACAGUCCUACCACCAGCUUGCCAGCCAGGCGAGAAUCCUCAUCAAUUAUGUCAUUGGCCGUCGUACGUUCAACUGCGAUGAAAUCGCUGCUCAAGCAAGUGAGAUCAACCAAGCAUUAAAGGAUCUACGACUGAAGUAUCCUCAUUCGUUCACUGCUGAAUACGAAGCAGUGGUGGACCUGCUCCAUUUGCUAUUGGGGGCACUCAAGAUCCGUCUUGACGUUCUCCAACAGCCAUCCACAGCCAAGUUCAAGGAACACCUGAAAUUGAAGCAACACUCUAACAUAACAUUUGUCGGCUCCACCAAUAGUAUGAGACGGCGCAACACUCGCCAUGAACCUACCCAGGUGGUGUUUUUGCGCCAUUGGUACGAGAUGAGACUGGCCAAAGACGGCAACCAGCCGGUGUAUUUGCGGGACCCCGACGACCUCGACUACCUUAUACAAAAGACCCGUCUUACCGAGACGCAAAUCAGGGACUGGGUAAGCAACGAGCGCCGCCGCCGUAAGAUACUUGGCCGCCACCAUCACCACCGCUACGAACUCCCCAACGAAUGGUGA
Molecule: messenger RNA, 609 nt
Organism: Diutina rugosa
Lineage: Eukaryota; Fungi; Ascomycota; Pichiomycetes; Serinales; Debaryomycetaceae
Product: homeobox domain-containing protein
Exons: 1
Coding region: 1-609 (202 amino acids)
Molecular function (GO): DNA binding
Source: RefSeq, a predicted model, not a curated record